AGGCAGAAAUAACAACAGUAAAGUUUCCAUAUUAGGUUUCCAUUCAUUAGUAAACCUUUUAAGCUUAAACAUGAUGGCAGCUAUAUUAAUUCUCGCUGUUUUAACAGGGGCAAAUGCAAAGAUCCUAGCUACAACUGGGAACUCCUUUUCAGUCUUGAACAGACCUAUUUGUUGUCAAGAUGAUAUAAUCCUGACUGGAUGCAAACCUUUAACUAUUUCUCCGUCUCUGAUAGGAAAAGAUAACUAUCUUGAACUACCCGAAAAUAUUACAGUUUCUCUUUAUAAUACAAUUGGAACAAGCUCUUUCCAUUAUAACAGCAGUGUGGCAUCCUGUAUUCUUACCUAUAGCUCUAGAACUGAUGGCGCUCAUGGACAUUGCCAGACAACGGAAGGUCAGGCUUAUACAAUAGAAAACUGUGGAGAGCGUGGACAUGUUUGGAAACAAAUGAACAUGGCCCAUAUUGCUAAAACUGAACCUGCUGAAACUCCUUCUAUAUCAGGAGAUGUGCGCACUGAUCAUAGUUCCUUGAUUUCCCAAUCAAACACAGACAAUUCAUCAGUAUCAUUCUCUCUAAAAGUAUACUACACAGAUGAAUUUAGUAAAGUUACCUCAGACAUUCAUGGAUUUGUGACUCAAGUGCUAGCAGAAACUAAUCAAGGAUAUGCAAACAGUUUUAUUCCUAUCCAAGUGGAACUUCAUUGUUUAGAAAAAGCCACAGUUACUGAAAUACCGGAUUCAAAAAAUAUGAUUUCAAAUUUCCAAAACAUGAAAAGUUCAGUUUCUGCGCUGAGAGGUGGAGCAGACGCAGCUUUGCUUCUCGUUAAUCAAAUGGACCAUUGUGGAGUUGCAUAUGGAGAUAGUGUGUUAACAGGGGGAACAUUAUCAGUCAGUGCAAAACACUGUGCUUCAGGAUUUUACAGUGUGGGCCAUGGUCUUGCUCACAACUUUGGGGUUGGUCAUAUAUCUGGUCAUGUUAUUGAAAAGGGAGAUGGAUCUAUUGAAUAUAAAACAAUAAUGGUAGAGAAGAUACCUCCGGUUGAACCUAGGAUUAACUAUUACUCUAACCCUGAUGUAAUUUACCCUCCCACUGGAACACCUACUGGUACUGCCACUGAAAACAGUGCAAGCAUAAUAGCACUUAACAGAUUCAGCAUUUCAGGUAUUGGAAACGAAUCUGAAUUAUGCAGCUCAACUCUGCCACAAGAUUGCUCAGUGGCAAAUUCUCUACCUUGCCUAAGAUCUCUAUGGCAACUUAGGCCUGAAAGGGCUCGAAGCUCUGAUGAUUGCAAAAAGAUGUGUGACACACGAAGAGGUUGUCAAUACUGGACCUUUGCAUUGUUUAGCCGAGAAUGUUUCAUUUGGAGUUUUAGCUACGAUUCCUAUUACAACAGUAGGGGCUGGAGAAGUGGGCCUAAAACCUGUGAUGGUUCGUUGCCUGUUUAUCCUUGCAAAAUGGAAGAAACAAGAUUUGUAUCAUCAUUCCAUAGUACAAGAGCCAAAGAUGUUGAACAGUGCAAACUGGACUGCCUUUCCAGUGACUUUUGUCAUUCCUGGUCAUUUAAUGAAAUAUCAACCUCUAAUAUUCUGAAAUGCAGAUUGUAUCAGUUUCAAAGAGCACAGCUUGGAUGGGCAUCUGGAGUGUAUGGAUGCUAGUUUCUAUUUUAUUUUAUAAUAAUAUCUUGUAAAAUAAACUAGAACCUGGCUGCAAACUG
Eurytemora carolleeae is the source of this 1713-nucleotide messenger RNA. RefSeq lists its product as uncharacterized. The record is from RefSeq and is a predicted model, not a curated record. Gene Ontology annotation, molecular function: metallopeptidase activity. NCBI's taxonomy places the organism in Eukaryota, Metazoa, Arthropoda, Copepoda, Calanoida, Temoridae. The transcript has 2 exons. Bases 71 to 1654 code for a protein of 527 amino acids.